Molecule: messenger RNA, 3490 nt
Organism: Lymnaea stagnalis (great pond snail)
Lineage: Eukaryota; Metazoa; Mollusca; Gastropoda; Lymnaeidae
Source: the annotation of a GenBank genome assembly
ACCAGCUCUGUCUCAGUACAACCUGUCUGGCCAGCCCACCAGCUCUGUCUCAGUACAACCUGUCUCACCAACCCCACCAGCUCUUUCUCAGUACAACCUGUCUCGCCAACCCCACGAGCUCUGUCUCAGUACAACCUGUCUCGCCAACCCCACUAGACAGCGAUAGUGAGGCCGGCCAACCUUAGUUCAACCUUAACAAAUCCACUACAAACCUGCAAAUCUUUCGUGUUAAACCUCUACAGCCGUAUCUGGUAUUAAACCUCUACAGCUUUAUCUGGUGUUAAACCUCUACAACCUCAUCUGGUGUUAAACCUCUACAACCUUAUCUGGUGUUAAACCUCUACAACCUUAUCCGUAAACACAUGCAGCAUUGAACCCAAACCCUUCCAUAAUCCCAAACCCAGCCAACCCAUCCCUUUCCCCCAAAUAUCAUAUCCCUAACGUUAAUCAUAACCAGCCCACCCUUAUCCCCUGAUCCCCACGAAAUCAUCCCUACCCCCAAAACCCAUCCGUUAAUCUUUAUCCCCCCCCCCCAAAACCUACCCCCCAAAUCCAGACCCCAACCUUCAGGGCAAUGAGGACCACCAAGAAAAUCCGGCUCCUGGUGCUGACGGCCUUCUGUGGCAUGCUGACCCUCACCGGCUACAUCCUGCUGGACUUCUUGCCCGAGUUCGAGGGCGCCGACUACAUCUCGCCGAGGCGAGGCCGAGGGUUCGCGAGGUACGGUGCCGGCACGACCCUGAUCAGCUUCAUGGGGCAGCGGGAGCGCACGAAGAAAGCGAUCAGCGACCCGGUCUACCAGAACUUCAGGGAUCGCUACAAGGACCUGUACGCCGCGCCACCGCCCAACAUCGGGCCUGACUUCGUGCAGGACAAGAGCCAGUAUUUCAUUUACCGGUGUGACACGGGGAAAAUGUCCGGCUGCACGGACUGGUCGGAUAUUUUCAAGGGCAUGGAGACGGCGUAUCUGAUCGCGAACCUCACGGGGCGGGUGUACAAGGCGGAGACGCACGGGAUCCCAUGCAGGCUGCAAGAUUUCGUGACGCCGAACCUCGUCAACUGGACGCUGCAGACGAGCUUCCACGACGUGCUGAACAAAGGGAUGGCGGGCGUGGGGCUGCGGAUCAUGGACAACAAGUUCUCGUUCCACAGCAGCCUCCACAAGACGAACUUCUCGGAGUUCGCCCAGCGAAACUUCGACCACAUCUACUUCAAAUCCAACCUGGACUUUGUGCUGGGGUUCCAGAACAGCACUCUCUACCGCCCCCAGCUGUCGUGGAUGGCCGGUCUCGGGAGGGAUGAGAUCCACGCGAUCCUCUUCAAGCGUCUGCUCAUCCUCGCACCGCGGCUCCAGAAACGCCUGGACCUGUAUUUGUAUUCGAUUAUGCCCUCCCCGGAGCACCGGCUCAUCUGUAUCGAUCUCACCCUCAAGAGAAACCAGACGGGGCAGGUCGAUGUGGAUUCUACCGAGUCUCUGACGCAGCAGCUGCCCACCAUCUGGAGCUUCGUCCGGGCCCAGUCACCCACGAACAUCCACAAGGUGUACAUCCACACGGACUCGCCGGAGAUUGUCGCGCGAGCCCGGGCCGAGAGCUUCAAGGACCGGCUCGUGAACAGCCCGAGCGUCAAAUCGAAGAGGCGCGAGGCGGCGGGCGAGACCUGCGACAAGCUCGAGUCUGACAUCUUCAACCAGCACGUGAUGGUCAACUGCGACACGCUGGUGGUCAGUGAACGCGGCUUCAGUCGCCUCGCGGCGUACCUCAGAGGCACGGACGAGGGCUUGUACUGCCGUAUGGGUAACGGGCACAUACAUCCGUGUAGGGCGGACGCGUUGAAUGAAUUGUAUAAGAUCCACAUAUAGCCUUGUGGUGGCAUGAAUUGUAUAAGAUCCACCUGAUAUAGCCUUGUGGUGGCAUGAAUUGUAUAAGAUCCACCUGAUAUAGCCUUGUGGUGGCAUGAAUUGUAUAGAAUUGAAUAAGAUCCACCUGAUAUAGCCUUGUGGUGGCAUGAAUUCGGUCUGAAUCCUGAACCGAUGUGCCUAGGGUCGCACACCAAAUGACAGAUGUUGAUGGACGACAUUACCCACAUUGUAACGAUCACAUUUUGACAUUUAGGGCCUUGUGUGCAUCCAAAAUAAGGGCCCAUAUCAAAACAGACCUGCCUCAAGGAUGUUAGCAGAAUCUGUGUACUUGGUAUUCUAUGGUAAUGAUGGUUUCCGGCCACAGACAGCGGGGGCGAUAGUACCAACAGGAAUGGACACGUUCGGGGACUCUUCUAAGGAGGUGGCCCUAUAAGGAGGUGGCCCUAUAAGGAGGUGGCCCUAUAAGGAGGUGGCCCUAUAAGGAGGUGGCCCUACUUGCAGUAGUGAAAGUCCGGCUAGGCUUAUUGAUCAGUUAUGAACAACUUUAAAGUGACAAUUGAAGACCUUGGUGGAUUGAGCCGAGGACUGGCCUUGACCCUGUUAUUGAUUGACAUCCACCCCUAUUAAGUAUUGACAGGCCUCGUUCCAGUGUGUAUAACCAAAUGACUGCCAAUUGUUGUAAACUGUGAAUGUGUACACAUACAUUUCUAGAUGCUGCAAUAUAAGUAAGGAUAUUUCAUACAUGCUACGAAGUGCACGUUAACAAUCAUUAGAACACGAGUACGGUACAUGACAGCUAAUUAUCUGUGUGUACAAUGUACUGUCUUACUGAUGUAUUAUGUGUACAUGUUAUUGUGUAAUUGGUGUUCUAUGGUAAUGAUGUAUUAUGUGUACAUGUUAUUGUGUUAGUGGUGUUCUAUGGUAAUGAUGUAUUAUGUGUACAUGUUAUUGUGUAAUUGGUAUUCUAUGGUAAUGAUGUAUUAUGUGUUCAUGUCAUUGUGUAAUUGGUAUUCUAUGGUAAUGAUGCAUUAUGUGUACAUGCCAUUGUGUAAUUGGUAAUCUUUGGUAAUGAUGUAUUAUGUGUACAUGUUAUUGUGUUAGUGGUGUUCUAUGGUAAUGAUGCAUUAUGUGUACAUGUUAUUGUGUAAUUGGUAUUUUAUGUAAUGAUGUAUUAUGUGUACAUUUCAUUGUGUAAUUGGUAUUCUAUGGUAAUGAUGUAUUAUGUGUACAUGUCAUUGUGUAAUUGGUGUUCUAUGGUAAUUAUGUAUUAUGUGUACAUGAUGUGUGCUAAAAGGCGGGUUUUGUGAACAUGAUUUAUUAUUUUGUGUACUAAGUGUAGAUGCCGGUGAAAAUAACUUCGUCAUGUAAACAUCGCGAACAUGUACACGAGGUGUACACAGUGACACUAAAUGCUAUAACUUUGUUUUAUUUUUAUUUAAAGAGAAUGGGUUUAUUUUGUGUACAUUUUUUGUUUUUUUAAUGAAGAAUUAUUUCAUCAUGUCUAUCGCGUGUAUUUCCAUGUCCAUGUUUUUCAUAUUCGAGUCAGCUGUGUACAUACAAGUACAGAGUCAGCUGUGUACAUACAAGUACAGAGUCAGCUGUGUACAUGCAAGUACAGAGUCAGUGGUG